Papilio machaon (common yellow swallowtail) is the source of this 1919-nucleotide messenger RNA. Its product is annotated as netrin receptor unc-5. The transcript has 10 exons. The record is from RefSeq and is a predicted model, not a curated record. The coding region runs from base 175 to 1809 and encodes 544 amino acids. Lineage: Eukaryota; Metazoa; Arthropoda; Insecta; Lepidoptera; Papilionidae.
GGGAAAGGGUGUGUUUCAUGAUCCGUGCAUUCGAAAGCGAUGUAACGUGCCGAAGUACUUUUGUAACAUAAAUAUUAUACAAUUUUAAUGAAUAUAACAUAAGUGCAAAUGUAAAUACUAAAAACUAGUUUUGUGAAAAUUUCGAUCCCAUUUUUAAGUGAAUUUUUAAUAGUGAUGUGCUUUGAAAUAAACGUUUUUGCGACUGUUCUUUUGAUUGUAUCGUUUAUUGGGAAAGUUAGAAAUGGAGGUCCAGAACACACCACUGAAAAGGAAACGCGGCCCGAAUACAUCCAUCCGGACGGUCUACUCAACUUCGACCCUUACCUCUCUGAUUUCAAGCAGGAGGUAGAGGAAGACGAUUACAUACCACUACCAGAGAACGACGAAACAAUCGACGGUCUACCAAUCUUCCUUCUAGAACCAAAGAACUCUUACGUAUUACGAAGUAAGCCAGCGACACUGUUGUGUAGGGCAGCGAAUGCUCUGCAGGUUUAUUUCAAAUGUAAUGAUGUCAGAGUGGAUAAGACAGUACAGCUGGAGCACGUCGACCCUCAGAACGGCGUGCGUGUGGUGGAGGCGGAACUGAACGUGACCAGGAAUGAAUUAGACGAGUACUUCGGCGGUCGCUACAGCUGUGAAUGCUACGCCUGGAAUAGUCGGGGAAGGAUAAGGAGCCAGGCAAACUAUAUUGAAUUUGCUUAUAUUAAGAAGCAAUUCGCGCAGCAGCCACAGUCGGCGACAGUGGAAGCCGGGCGGCAGGUGAUGUUCCGCUGCGGGCCGCCGCCAGCCGCGCCACCCGCUACCAUCAAGUGGACGAGGAACGGCGUCACCAUAGAGGCUACAGACGAGACCUUAGUACUGCCUAAAGUCGGCCUACAAGAUAUAGCCAACUACAGCUGCAUAGCAGAAAACAUAGCGGGGCGUCGUGAGUCGGAGGUGGCUGUGCUGUCUGUCUAUGUGAAUGGCGGUUGGUCGGAUUGGUCUGCAUGGUCGCCGUGCCGAUGCGGGUCGGGUCGGCGUCGUAGCCGCACCUGCAGCGAACCCGCCCCGGCCAACGGCGGCGCGCACUGCCGAGGACAGGCCACGCAAGGCGAUGAGGAUUGUGCCAGAUGUCAGACUAACAGUUGGUCUUCGUGGGGCGCAUGGUCUGCGUGCAGCGCGGAGUGCGCGCGGUCUCGGCGGCGGCAGUGCGCCGGCAGCUGCGCCGGGCCCGCUGCGCAGCACGCCGCCUGCCGGGACGGACUCUGCGCCGCGGCUAUGCGUAUAUACAAGAACAAUGUGACACUGUACGUGGGUAUCGGGAUAACAGUCGCCAUGUUGGCGGCGGGCGCUGCCGUGUUGUACGUGUGGUGCCGCUACCGCGCCGCGAGGCCCGGCUACACCGCCGCUAGGACAGUGCACCCAGGUGUGCCGAAGUACAGUGGGCGGGACAAGAGCAACGCCGCGCCGGAUCUCACGCGGACCUGCAACGAGUACUGGAUGCAGAGGCCCGACAACCACUACGACAUGCCUCAGCUUAGAGAUAGUUACGCAUCACCGUUCGGCCACCGCAGCCGGCAGCAGUCUUCGGUCGGCAGCAACCACUACGAGAUGAAGCCCUACAGCCCCUCCGGCGACUCCGCAUCCAGCUGCUACACCAACUCGCGGACUAUGACGUCACGCUCUAGUGAGUGUUCCUCCUCACAGCUGGCGGAGCUGGUGACGUCAUCACCGACCUCACACUCCAAGGUGGACGUCGCGGUCACUCUGCCUACAGGCUCGCUGGAGACCAGCUAUAGAGAUAAGAUAUGUCUAACUAUUGUUAAGUAAUUUUUUUUAAAUUAUAUGAACCAACUGACAUAUUAGUCUUACUCAGAGAUUAAUGCACUGUUCAAGUAAUUUGUUCACUCUGAGUACGGCAGUUAUUAAAUUAUUCUGGC